Columba livia (rock pigeon) is the source of this 1664-nucleotide messenger RNA. RefSeq names its product autophagy related 12 (gene ATG12). The transcript is spliced from 4 exons. Gene Ontology annotation, cellular component: Atg12-Atg5-Atg16 complex; phagophore assembly site membrane; cytoplasm. Bases 152 to 580 code for a protein of 142 amino acids. Gene Ontology annotation, biological process: autophagy of mitochondrion; autophagosome assembly; nucleophagy. Lineage: Eukaryota; Metazoa; Chordata; Aves; Columbiformes; Columbidae. The record is from RefSeq and is a predicted model, not a curated record.
GCCAGCGACGCGCAGCCGUUAACGGCGGAACAGCUCCUGCUCGCACGUGACGCGCCUCACGCCCCGUCACCUGACGGGAAAGCGGUGUCCCGCAAGGGACAAAACGCCUCGCGGAGCGCCCUGGCGUAACUUCCGCCAGGCGGGGAGAAGCAUGGCGGAGGUGGAGGAGCCGCUGCCUGCCUCGCCUCAGAGCGAGGGCCGAAGCGAGGGCGGGGAGGAAGCUCCGGAAGGCGGAGCUGCAGCGGGGGCUGCCGACGCGCCCCCCGCUCCGGCCGGCUCGCCGGGCACCGAGGAGCCCGCCUGCGACACAAAAAAGAAAAUUGACAUCCUGCUGAAGGCCGUGGGCGACACCCCCAUCAUGAAGACCAAGAAGUGGGCGGUGGAGCGGACGCGGACCAUCCAGGGCCUCGUCGACUUCAUUAAGAAGUUUCUCAAGCUGAUGGCCUCCGAGCAGCUGUUCAUUUAUGUAAACCAGUCUUUUGCUCCAUCUCCAGACCAAGAAGUUGGGACCCUCUAUGAGUGUUUUGGAAGUGAUGGCAAGCUUGUACUGCAUUAUUGCAAAACUCAGGCAUGGGGAUGAAUUACAAGCAAUGAAGUUGUCUGGGUGUUGUCUUCAAAAAUGGAGAAGGGACUAACUUUUUUAAACUCAGCCUGUAAACACACAGAAAGAAUGGUUUUUGCAUUUCUGCUUAUGACUGUACAUUUAUUAAAAAUAUGCAGAUGAAUAGCGUAAAAAAAGAGCUACCGAAGCUAUCUGAUCAGGUAGCUUUUUUCCGAUGUAAAUAUAGGGUACAGAAAAAAAUCUGCAUCUGCCCCCUAUAGAGUACAGCCAGCUCUCUUGCUGCUUAGUUGUCAGUUGCUGCAUCUGAAGGGAAAGUAUUUCAUAGUUGUCUGAAGGUCUGGGCAGCUCUGUCAUUCUAUAUGCUGUAUUGAAGAUAAAAAGUUCCUUUUUAUUAAAAGGGAUACUUACUGUACAUGUAGCCUGGUAUUCUGUUAACUUCUGGUGUGUUGUACAUCUGCCAUAUGCGUUCUGUUCUUUUUGAAGUCUUCAUCUUGAAAAUGCAUUAUCUCAUGUCAUUUCGAGACAGUAUUUUGAUUUUUUUUUUUUCCUCAUAAUUAACAUGUAGGUUUUGGUAUAUAAUUACUUCACCCUGUGCCUUCAUUGUGUCGAUAGUGUUAUGUACAUUGUUUAUAUGGCACAGCAUAAUGACAGGCCUCAGAAAUGCUUUCCUCCCACCUGAAUUGUGUAGUGAUUUGUUGAAGGCUGAACAGCAGUUGCUAAAGUAUUUCUUCUGGCACUAUUUAAUGAUGAGAAUAAUUAUUUGAAUGGUGCAGCUGGCUGUUGCAUCUUUCAGUUAAUGAGAAAAUAGGCAUAAGAUGGUAAAACCCUACUGUAAUCUCCUUUUGGCUACUGUUAUUUUCCUGUUUCACCAGCUGCAUGUUCCAUCAAUAAAAUAGAAUGCACUUUACAUCCUUUUACUAAGCCACAUAAUAAGGAUUUUUUUAUUUUUCAUCCUGGAGAGGACUUAGUACCUUUACUAGGAUACUGACCUUUGCUUUGGUUGUGGGGUUUAGUUUUUUGUGGGUUUAUUUUAAGUGUCUUUUGUACAAUCUUUUAUGUUUGUUUAAGUUGAACUACAUUAAAUGUUAGCUGUUUGCUUGCA